Molecule: messenger RNA, 3251 nt
Organism: Esox lucius (northern pike)
Lineage: Eukaryota; Metazoa; Chordata; Actinopteri; Esociformes; Esocidae
Gene: rab18a
Product: RAB18A, member RAS oncogene family
Exons: 7
Coding region: 117-734 (205 amino acids)
Molecular function (GO): GTP binding; GTPase activity
Source: RefSeq, a predicted model, not a curated record
ACCGGAAGUGUUCUGAAGUCCUUUAGUCCCCAAUGUUGUUUAUCUUCAUACUGGCAGACAUCUCUCUCUAGUUCGAGGUGUAUUUUACAGCUCAUAAAAAAUAAUAACAUAGGAAGAUGGAAGAAGAUGUUUUAACAACACUGAAAAUAUUAAUAAUUGGAGAGAGUGGCGUUGGGAAGUCCAGUCUUCUUUUGAGAUUCACAGAUGACACAUUUGACCCGGAAUUAGCAGCAACAAUAGGUGUAGACUUCAAAGUGAAGACGAUAUCAGUGGACGGUAACAAGGCCAAGUUGGCAAUAUGGGACACAGCUGGCCAGGAACGCUUCCGAACUCUGACGCCUAGUUAUUACCGGGGUGCACAGGGAGUCAUCCUGGUGUACGACGUAACACGACGGGAUACAUUCACCAAACUGGACAACUGGCUCAAUGAGUUGGAGACGUACUGUACAAGGAAUGACCUCGUCAAGAUGCUGGUUGGGAACAAAAUAGAUAAGGAAAACCAUGAACUAGACAGGAACGAAGGACUGAAGUUUGCAAGAAAACAUUCCAUGCUGUUUAUAGAGGCCAGCGCUAAGACGCGGGACGGGGUGCAGUGUGCAUUUGAGGAGCUAGUAGAGAAGAUCAUCCAAACCCCAGGACUGUGGGAGAGCGAGACCCAGGGCCGAGGGGUCCAGCUGGGCCGGCAGGACCAAGCUGCAGGAGGGAGCUGUGGGGGUUACUGCUCACUAGUAUAGACAACACUCAUCCACACACACACACACACUUGGAAGCAUCAUACCAUACACUCACACUGAUGGCCAUGUCCAGAGAAGAUGACUAUUACUGGGACUCAGCCUAUUCCCCCAUCUGCCCUUGUGUUGGAGGCAGGGCUGCCCCCCGACCAGCACUCUCUGCUCACUGACUGUGAUAAUUUGUAGGGACAUUGCUGUUUACACGCUUCCUGGUAUCAUGCCCAUCCCCGGUCCUCAUCCCUGGUCCUCAUCCCCGGACCUCAUCGCCGGUCCUCUUCCCUGUUUUAUGUCUGUCUUUCCGUCCACAGACAGGAAUGCAGAAAGUUCAGUGAGUUUAACUCAUAGCAGGAUUCCUAUUUAGUGAAAUAUUCCUGAAAUAUGAAGUCCUAACCAACACCUGUUAUGUUUUUUCUAUGACAGUUCUUUGCCCUCCUCUUCUAACACCAUAUUAGUUAGUUGUUCCCUCUUAGUUUUCUCUUACCUUUUCCUCCUGGUAAGGCAAGCAUCUGCCCUGUGUCAUCAUGCAGCCCUUUUGUCCUCCUGUGCCCCCCUCCCACACACACACACACACACACACUCAAAAUGGCAUUAUGUUUGGAGAGCCUUUUAUAUACCCUCUCACUCCACAUCUUGAGCCGUUCUCCUCUCUCUCCCUCACUCUUUUUGUUGUCCAAACUCCCCCUUUUGUUUGAAAAUAAUGGCGUUACCAAGUUUCUGGAACACACUUUUACUGCUUUUAUUGACUUGGAUUCCAAACUUUCAGUGCAUUUUGAAGGGUUUAUAAAUCAAACAGAUUGGCAUGAAGGAGUUUACUUUCCAUUGUGUGGGUUAUGAAAAAGCAACUGAACAAAUGGAGGUUGCACGCCUUGUUUUGUUGCUAGUUGUUCUAAUGGGCUAUGACCGACCUGGUUAUCUGCCAGUCAGACAGGUAAUGCUAAUAUCAGCGCUGCUUCAGUCUGGCUUCAGCAGCAUAUGAUGCAGCCCUAUGUUUAAAAAAAAAAUAAUACAAAAGCAAAGGUUUUCUCUCUUAAAGAAUACAAUGACUCAUAUGGGUGUUUCUGCUGAAGACUAAAAUCAAAGAAUGAGGAUUAAGCCCUUUACAAAUGGCUUUUGCAGAGUUCUCUCUGUCUCCGUCGUCUUGACUAUUUUUUGUCUCUACACGUCUCAAAACCCAUUGGAUUGCAAAGCUUCUGUGACUUUGUAUUACACAGCUGAGAAGAAUCCAGUGUACUGUUCCUUUUCAUUUUUACCAUUACUAUAGUUCAUUGCCAGAAUGUGGUAGAGUAAUGUAGUUUUGGAUGACUUAACAGAUGACUGUCUAAGAAAAUCAAUACAGUGAGUGGCAAAAGGAUCAAUAAAUUAAUCAAACAAAAACACACUUGUGACUUGAAUAAUGCAAUUCAUUUAAAAAAUUGUAAUACUAAAAUAAAUGAGAAAUUAAAAUGAUCAAGUCCUUCCUUUUUAAAAAUAACUAAACCGCAGUUGCAAUUAAACAUUUAAUUCCGGAGGUUUUUCAUAUUUUGUCUCAAAAUCGUACAAACAAAAUAAAAUGCAUGUCAUAUUAAUUGGACUUGGCCUAUACAUUGUUUUGUAACAAAUUGCAAAAAGCUUCAGAAUGUAUGUUGUGCCUUAUUAGAUUCUACUUCCCUCAUGGAGGCUGGAUUAUUGCGCACACGCUGGAAAGGGAAAACCGAAGAGCGUAAUUGGGCCUGACACCAGAGGUAUUCGACACUCUCCUCAGGGACCCCCGGCCAUUCCAUGUUUUGGAUCUAUUCCAGCACUAGUGCACCUGAUUAGACUUGUCAGAUAACCAUCAAGCCAGUGAUUAGUGAAUUAGCUGUGCUUGUUCAGUGCAACAACAGCAUUGUGAAAUGUUUGGAGGUCCUUCAGGGGAGAGGUGAAUUCCUGGGCGCUACACCUUUGGUCAUUUUCACUCUCUCAACUUUGGAACACAAGUGCAAAUGGAGGACGCCCAGGAACGCCUUAACAGCGUGUCGAAGGCGAGGUGAAGGUGUUCAUUAGUAGCAGUAUAUUUGUGGCAGGAGGGACUUGGAUGUUUUUACUGUAUGUCUAAUCAUAUAUAAGUAUUUCUCUUCUUUUUUUUUUAUUGCAUGGAUAUCUUUAUUUGGGCCUUUUUAUGUUUACUCUGAAUGACAACCCUCAAAAUGAAUUCUAAUUUGAAAAUAAGGGUGCCAUUUCUGACAUUAUAUUCAACGGGAUAAAUCCCACAUACUCAACACUACAGUUACAUUACCUGCAUCUGAAACCUUUCAAACAGGUUCAUAAAGUAUUUCUAUGUAGGCCGCUGUAAUCUAUUUGUUAUGAAUGAACUACGGUAGUCGUCUGCUCAAUGAUAAGACUGAUGUUUUUUUGUUUAUAUGCGCCAACUGAGUGUGUGUAUUUAGGAAUACAUUCGAGAAUAUGUAUAACACCUCUAUAGAUUGUAAAAUUUGAAUGUGUACAAAUUACAAUUAUAAAACCGCCCUGUAUAAUAAAGUGAAUAAAAUACUUUUUAAAGCA